ACAUCUUUGUUGUGGUCUUCACUUUGAUAGCAACAAAGGCCAUCUUUCGAAUCCCGAAUCUAUUCUCAACUGCCGCAGCAAAGCAGUUCGACGUCUAAAGGAUUUGUAGAAGCCAAGAAGCAGACAUGGCCCAGCAGCGAGGAGUCAACAGUCUGCAGUUCAACCAGGAUCACAGUUGCUUCUGCUGCUCCAUGGAGUCAGGUGUGAGGAUCUACAACGUGGAGCCUCUGAUGGAGAAAGGUCACCUCGAUCACGAGCAAGUGGGAAGCGUGGCGCUGUGCUCCAUGCUGCACCGAUCCAACCUGCUGGCCGUGGUCGGGGGCGGAGUCAAUCCCAAGUUCUCUGAAAUAUCAGCAGUCUUGAUCUGGGACGACGCCCGCGAGUGCCGAGACGCCAAAGACAAGCUGGUGCUGGAGUUCACCUUCACCAAGCCCGUCUUGGCGGUCCGCAUGAGACACGACAAGAUCGUCAUCGUGUUGAAGAACCGCAUCUACGUCUACACCUUUCCCGACAAGCCCGUCAAGCUGUUCGAGUUUGACACCCGAGACAAUCCCAAAGGUCUGUGUGACUUGUGUCCUAGUCUGGACAAGCAGCUGCUGGUCUUUCCAGGUCACAAAUGUGGGAGCCUGCAGCUGGUGGACUUGUCCAACACCAAGCCUGGAACCUCGUCCGCCCCGUUCACCAUCAACGCCCACCAGAGCGAGAUCGCCUGCGUGGCGCUCAACCAGCCCGGCAGCGUGGCCGCCUCCGCCUCCCGCAAAGGAACGCUGAUCCGUCUCUUCGACACCACCACCAGGGACAAGCUGGUGGAGCUGCGCAGAGGCACCGACCCCGCCACGCUCUACUGCAUCAACUUCAGUCACGACUCCUCCUUCCUGUGUGCGUCCAGCGACAAAGGCACCGUCCACAUCUUCGCUCUCAAAGACACCAAACUGAACCGUCGUUCUGCGUUGGCGCGCGUGGGGAAAGUGGGCCCUGUGAUUGGUCAGUACGUGGACAGUCAGUGGUCUUUGGCCAGCUUCACCGUGCCCGCCGAGUGCGCCUGCAUCUGCGCCUUCGGGAAGAACACGUCCAAGAACGUCAACUCUGUCAUCGCCAUUUGUGUGGACGGAACCUUCCACAAGUACGUCUUCACGCCUGACGGGAACUGCAACAGGGAAGCCUUCGACGUCUAUUUGGACAUUUGCGACGACGACGACUUCUGAGGGCCGACGGGGAACGUCGGAGACAGUAAAGGCCGUCGGUCGUCAUGGUAACAGGCGGACUGAGAAGUAAACACUCGAUGUGUCGACAGUGAGUGAAUUUUGACGGCGCGUCGCUCCACUUUUCCAAGUUAGCUCCUCCCCUUCCGCUAUGACCACUGAGGGUGGUAAGUGUCCCUAUUUGGAGUGUCAUCAGUACAACAUCCUGGUACUUACAGUGUACUGCAUUUUAAGGAAGUACCGUAUUUUCCGGACCAUAGGGCGCACCGGAUUAUGAGGCGCACUGCCGAUGAAUGCUCUAUUUUUGAUCUGUUUUCAUAUAUAAGGCGCACCGGAUUAUAGAGCGCAAUAAAAGAUUCAUAUUAUGUGUCAUGAUAGAUUGUGUAAUGUUCUAUAUUUUCAAUGGAACAUAUAACAUGUUGGUGUUGUUUACUUGGGUCAUAUUGCAGUCUACACGUAUCUCUUAUGUGUGACUGCCAUCAUAUUGCAGUCUACA
Molecule: messenger RNA, 1698 nt
Organism: Nerophis lumbriciformis (worm pipefish)
Lineage: Eukaryota; Metazoa; Chordata; Actinopteri; Syngnathiformes; Syngnathidae
Gene: wdr45
Product: WD repeat domain 45
Molecular function (GO): protein binding
Source: RefSeq, a predicted model, not a curated record